AUGGAGAGCGGCCCCGGGAGCCUGCAGCCGCUAGAACACGGGGUGGCCGCCGCGCCAGCGCCAGGGACAGGUUCUCCGCAGGAAGGGCGUCCGGAGACCAGGCUCGCCGCCGGGGAUGGUCCUGGAGUAUGGGCGGCGGAGAGCAGCGGCGGGAAUGGGCAGGGGGCGGCGGCCGCCGGGAGGAGCCUCCUGGACUCGGUUUCUCCCGCCGGCUCUCCUCGGGUCCCCGGACCCUGCAGCUCCUGCCCGGGCUUGGACUUAAAGGAGGGCGAUCCGGAGAGUCCCGCUGCCCAGACGACGCCUCCGAGAGGGCAGCACAAGGUGACCGCCUCGGAGACAGCCGAGGCCGGAGCGGACCAGGGAUCCGGUCCUGCCGGGGACGCCGGCCCCAGCCCCGGGCCCGCCGGCACCUGCCGGGCGGAGUUGGCGGCCGCCGGGGCCGAGGAGCCCAGCGGCGCGGGCGGCCUCAGCAGCAGCUGCAGCGACCCGAGCCCUCCCGGGGAAUCGCCGAGCCUGGACUCCCUGGAGUCGUUCUCUAACCUGCAUUCUUUCCCCAGUAGCUCUGAGUUUAACAGCGAGGAGGGAGCUGAGAACAGGGUCCCCGGGGAGGAGGGGGAGGGGGAGGGGGAGGGGGAGGAGGGGGGCGCGGGCGCGGGCGCGGCGGUGUUGCCCGGGGCUGUGCCUCUGUGCCGCGAAGAGGAGGAGGAGGAGGGGGAGGAAGCGCAGGUACUGGCGGCCUCCAAGGAGCGCUUCCCGGGACAGUCUGUCUAUCACAUCAAGUGGAUCCAGUGGAAGGAAGAGAACACACCCAUCAUCACUCAGAAUGAGAAUGGACCCUGCCCUUUGCUGGCCAUCCUCAAUGUUUUGCUUCUGGCCUGGAAGGUGAAACUUCCACCGAUGAUGGAAAUCAUAACUGCUGAACAACUGAUGGAAUAUUUAGGAGAUUACAUGCUUGAUGCAAAGCCAAAAGAAAUUUCGGAAAUUCAACGUUUAAACUACGAGCAGAAUAUGAGUGAUGCUAUGGCAAUCCUGCACAAACUACAGACAGGCUUGGAUGUAAAUGUAAAAUUCACAGGUGUUCGAGUGUUUGAAUAUACACCAGAAUGCAUUGUAUUUGAUCUUCUUGAUAUUCCUUUGUACCAUGGGUGGUUAGUGGACCCACAGAUUGAUGACAUUGUAAAAGCUGUUGGUAACUGCAGCUACAACCAACUAGUGGAGAAGAUCAUCUCUUGUAAGCAGUCAGACAAUAGUGAGCUGGUUAGUGAAGGCUUUGUAGCUGAGCAGUUUCUAAAUAACACAGCCACUCAACUGACAUACCAUGGAUUAUGUGAACUAACUUCAACGGUUCAGGAAGGAGAACUUUGUGUGUUCUUUCGGAAUAAUCAUUUUAGCACCAUGACCAAAUACAAGGGUCUGCUGUAUUUGCUGGUAACAGAUCAGGGGUUUCUUACUGAAGAAAAAGUUGUUUGGGAAAGCCUACAUAAUGUGGAUGGUGAUGGAAAUUUCUGCGACUCAGAAUUUCAUCUGCGGCCUCCUUCAGAUCCUGAAACCGUAUACAGAGGACAGCAAGAUCAGAUAGAUCAGGACUAUCUUAUGGCAUUAUCUCUACAACAAGAACAGCAGAGCCAAGAGAUCAAUUGGGAACAAAUACCUGAAGGAAUCAGUGAUUUGGAACUAGCAAAGAAACUCCAAGAAGAGGAGGAUAGACGGGCUUCUCAAUAUUAUCAGGAACAGGAACAAGCAGCAGCUGCUGCUGCUUCUGCUUCUACACAGGCCCAGCAAAGCCAGCCAGCACAAGCCUCUCCAAGUAGAAGACAACCUGGGAAUAGUGAACGUAAACGAAAGGAACCUCGAGAAAAAGAUAAAGAGAAAGAAAAGGACAAAAAUAGCUGUGUCAUUUUGUAACAAGUGUUGGAUUCUGUUGGAUGCAUCUAUAUGUCUUGAGAAACAAAACCACAGGAGGAAAGGAAGAAAAACCGAUAAAUACCGUCUGUGCCUGAUUUCCCAAUGGAUUUUGUUCAUGUUUUUCAGGGGAAAGGUUGUUACUUAGUUACAAUCAGACUUUUUCAAGUCACACAGUACACUCUUUAUGAGCUGGAGUUUCAUGUUACAAGUUGGAAAUGCUGUGUGUUUUCAUUCAUGAAAAAUACUUCACUUGUAGCCAAAUAAGCAAAUCACAGCAAAUUUUGUGUCAUAGUGACAUUCAUAACUCAUAUCAGUUAGUAAGCUAUUUUAUCUUCUGUUCUAACAAUGAAUGGAGGUAACUUAUUUCGUCUGAUUCCUUCCUGAAAUCUAAAUAUUAGCACAAUAGUUUCUGAAAUUAAUUUUUACAAUGUUAAAUUAUUAUCUAAUCCAAGAGAAACCAGGGGUUUAAUACAGGGAUGUAAAAAGAGAGAGAAAAAAAACAACACAAACAAAAGAACCAUGACAAAAAAUAACAGAAAUAAAUAACCCUUAAUCCUAUAUUGGACUAGUUCAGCCCUUGAACAGCUUUACCUUUCUUUAGGAAUGUACAUUUUAGAUAUUAUCUUGAGAACUGAUAAUGGAGCUUGGGUUUAAUUUAGAUAGAAAAAAUAAUUUGUAUUUCUUUUCCAAUAGCAAAAAAAUUGCAUAACACUAAUACUCAUAUUCUAUCAAAAUCAGAUAUUAAUAACUUUGUAGUGUUGUGAAAUUUUGAGGAAUUUUGAAAUAUUUAAUAUAGGUAACUUGUACUACAGUUACUACUUAUUGACAGUGUGUGAGAACUGAGUAUAGGAAGGAAACCACAGUGGAUGCUAGGCCUUGUAAAUAUGGGAUGUAGAAAAGCAGAUAGUUCAAUGUCUACCUUUUUCUAGAAUUACCUUGAACCUUAAAAUUUAAAUCAUGUUUAUUUGCUGGAAAAUUAAGUAUACUUACUAAAGCCAACAAAAAAAAAAAAGCACAUUUCUGAAAGUAAUUUAGAAAUAAUUUCUGAGUCUAGUGAAAAAGCAUUAAUAAAAAUCUGUUUGAAAAUAGAUAAGAAUUGGGAGAAAUUUAGGUAAAAGCAAUCAGAUUUUUUUUUAACUUAUGGGAACCAACCAAAUAGACCUAUAACAUCUUGUAGUGUUUAUAGGAUUCAGAAAGAAUAUUUAUUGAACUUUAUUAUGAGGCAACACAUAUUUUCCAGUAUUUCUACUAUCCUUAAUAGUCCUUUUUAUAUGCUUUAUAUUUAAAAGUUUGUUUUAGUCAUUUUUGAAAAGACUAUUGCUGCUGCAAGUAGUUAUGUGAUUUACAUUCUAAGCCUCAGUAAAUUUGUUUAAGAGCAUCUUAAUCUAACCUGAGCAUCGACUUGGAGAAUGUUCUUGUGGUCUAGGAUGACAAUAGACUACAAAAAAAAUGUGGUCUAGAUUUCUUAAGCUAUGUCCUUAACAUUCUCCAUGAUCCAAGACCAUUUAUAGGAUGAGUCUAUAUGUAAAAAUAAAAAGUAAAGUCUUAUUUAUGGAAGGAAUUAUUCUAAGGGAAAAAUCCAGGGUCAAGCUUUAUGUCAUGUCCUUCUGUAUUGCAUGUCUGGUUAUGUUAUACCAUUUGUUUAUCCCUUCAGAUUUCCUAUGCUAGCAUGAUAAAUCAUCAUCAGAGAACCUGUUUGGGGUAUAAAACUUUGGUACAAAAUAUUUGGUGAGUCUUUAAUUUAAUAAUCAGAUGUUCUACAGAAUUCUCUGUUGGCUCAAGCAAGUUGACCUUAGUCCAAGUUUUCUCUUGAUAUCACUCUAUUGGUUGAAGGAGGAAACUCAAACCUCAGCAUUUGUUUUUCCUAGAACAGAUAGUAGGGACAAUGCAUUAUAUUAUAAUAUGAAAAGGCAAAACAGUAAAUCCUGAGAAAUUUUAAAAAGCAUAUUUGAGGCAUAUUUUUCCAUAAUUAUAUACUUAUCUAUUUAUUACCCUUGAAAAAAAUGUGUAAAAGUUAUUCUGUUAUUUGUUACUAUCUUCUUAAUUUGUUCCAAAGAUAAUACUGCCAUUCUGCAUUCCCUCUGGAAGAAAAAUAACUCACUCAAAACCAGCAGUGCUGCUAUCAGAUAAGUAGAUGUCAAUGUAUACUUAUAUAAAAAUAACUAAAAAACAUGUGUUGUUAAUUCAACCUUUUUUCUAUGUAAUAUUUCCAAGUCAGACUUUCUUACAUUCCUGAAGUUCAGUUUGAUAUACCAAGAGUAAUAAUGAUAAAAUGUUUGAUUACUGUGAGGAAAAAAAUUAAAUGUUCAGUCCUAUUAAAACAAACUUCUUGGAGACACUGAUUUCCCAUCCUUGAAGAUUAGAGAGUUAUUGUGUCUUUAUUUUCUUAUAUUUUGCUCAAGGCAACAAAUUACAUAUUCAGACAUUUCAUUGGUGGUUUGGGUACAUUGGAAUUUGAUAGUGGUAUAUUCAAGUCUUUCAUUCACAGUGUUUUGUAGUACUUGAAAACUGUUACAUGAACUGCUUGAGCAGAAGGUGGAACUUAAACAUUUUUGUUGUUAAUAUUUAUAGGCUAGAUUAAGGACACAUUUGCAUCAACCAAUCACUGUUAGAGCUAGCAAAAGCGACAUGAAUGUGAAUGGAUAUGGUCGCUGUACUUUCUUGUACUUUAUAAAGGCUAUUUCUUAAGUUUAGUGACCAGUCUUCGUUAGCAAUAUGAAAAUUGUCCUCAUGUGUAUCCCACUGAAUCAACAAUGCUGUGAUUUACAAUAGGUUAUCAACAUUUAAAAGUACUUUUGUGCCUGUUUGUAUGCGUGUGUGUAUCUGUUCUUCUGAAGCAAGGAUCCACGACUUCUAUUGUCAAAGCAAUCUGGGAACUUUCCCUCAAAGUUAAGAAUUAUCACUUAAAAAAAUACACACACACACACACACACAUACAUACACUAAGCAGUCUGAAGCAGCUAAAAUUGGCAUUGGCUGCUUCCUGUAAUAUGCUGGUCCAGUGUGCUUAGGUGAAGUAACUUCCAUGUUUCAAGGUGUCAGCUUAGCAGUUGAAUGAGGCAUAGAUUUAAGUUUAGGAUUAAGUUUUGGAAUAUAUUUUUUUAGUGUCUCAUAUUUCUAGUAUUUGACUACUUAUCCCAUAUUAUGUUUCAAAUUCUUCCGCAUACUUCUUGAUCUUAGCUUAAUUAAGCAAGUUAAUAACAGGUUAGUUGACUGAACCCAACAUUAACCAUUUUGUACUUGCACAAAACCUUAAUACUUCAUUUUUACUGAAUUAUCAGCUCAGGUCACUAAGUGAGACCUUGAGAGGAAAGAGGACUAGAAGUCAGAUAGAUAUUUAAGGAAGGAAUUGUUGUAGUCCAUAUAUUAAUGGUAAUGUCCUGCUGGAGAAAUAUUCAAGGCAAGAAUUUCUAGAACUGUCCUCAAACUCAUUUAUUUAAAAAAAAAAAUCUUUUAAGCAAAAAAAGUAAAUUGAUUACAUUUUACUUAAUUUCCUAUUAAAUAUACUAGUUAUUUUAAAAUAUGGAAAAUUUAGUUUGAUAAAAUAACAUGGAAGUAUUAAAGACAGUACAUAGUUUGUAUUUUAAGAAAAUACAAAUAUGGAAAUGUGGAAGUCUGAACUGUUUUAAGUCUAAAAAUCUGGCUUUCAUCUUUCCAGGGGCAAAUUUUCUGUGCCUCAAUUUAUUCUAAACAUGUAAAAGAUGUGCAUUUUUUAGUGCUUUAAACUCCUGAAUAAAGGGCAUAGUAAAAACUCAGAAUAUUACUUAAAUAAUCAUAAACAUUAUAGUUUCUGUUCUUGAGUGUGCAGAUCUUUUUCCCAAUGACAAUAUUUCUUAAAGUCAGUUUUUUUUUUAAUGCUGUUAAAAUGCGUAGAAUUAUCUUGUCUUUGAGUAUGGUAUCAUCUCUUCCCAAAAUGUAUUUUGUGGUUGCUUUUGUGUUUUGUGGACUGUAAGAUCAAAAUCAAGAGUAUUUUGAGAGUAUAAGAAGUAUUAAAAGUCUAUUUUUUUCCAAUAUCUUUCAUAUAUCUAAAUACUUAGAUUCUCUUUGCCUUUUUCUCCAUGGAACAAAGUACAGUGGUAUCAGGUUACUAAUUGCAUAUGUGUAAACUGGUGCACGGAUGGAAUUCAUUUAGGUCUGUUAAGUACUGUCAUAUUUAGGACUAUUUGAAUUAUUUGUUUUUUAGUAUAAAAUGUUAUUUGGUAAUGUGCAGAUAAAUUCCUUUUAGAAAGUGACAGAAAAUCAGAUCUUAGGUUCUCUGGGAAUAUAGUGGGUUUUUGUUUUUUGGGUUUUUUUUUUUUUUACUGAUACCCAAUACUUCUAUAGCUACUGAGAAAAUCUUACAAAGAACUGAGGUUACUUGCCUCAGGUAACACUUUAAAACAAACUAAAGUUUAAAAUUGAAGGCAUCUUGGCCAAAAUAAUUACAAAAGAGAAAUAAUGGAAUCUUAGGGACAGAUUGCAGGACCCAGGUCAUUUUAACUUCUUUUGAAGAUCUAAAUUUUAAUUCACACGUCUGUUACUUAAUGCCAGUGUCUCUGCUGUUAGAAAUCAGAGUUUAAUAUAUUGUGAAUAUGCAUAUGUAUUUUCACAUAAACUAGUUUCUAAUUUCACUUUUCUGAUCUAAAAAAAAAACAAACUCAAAAACUUGGGUCAAAGUCUUCAACAAGAGCUGAACUAUUUUCUUUUUCUUUUUUUUUUUUUUUAACUAUUUUCAAGUUCAGUUUUAUCCUGUUGUCCUGAGAUUUAGACUUCUCUGCAUAUAAUAGGUAUUUUUGAGAACAUGGUACUAUCCCAGAUAAGGAAUUGAAACAUCAUGGCAGAAAUACAAAUCCUAAACUAUAAAUCACAGUAGAUUUAAAAGACAAAAAGUUCUAGUAUUAUUCUGUAAUGGCUCUAUUUUAUCUGAUACUAAUUUUAAGAUUUUUUUUCAAAUCACUUGAUUUGUCAUUAACUUAAAAAACUUUAUAUGCCUCCUCUAUGCAGUAUUCUGCUUUGAGUGGCAGAGAUGCCUCUUAGAUUAGAGGAUGCACAAAGCAAAAUUCUUCUGAAGGUGAUGCUGGCUUCUUUGGGUCUGGCAGUCACAGCUGCCAUGAGUCCUGCCAUAGGAAGUUAGGGAAAGUGAAAUGCCCAUUUAAAUUCUCAAAUCAGUGACCUGUCCAAAUGGGCAUUAUCACUAAAAUACCUUGUAGAGUGGUUCUAACAGAAUAUGUUUAAAGACUAAGACUGGCAUUUAAUCUUUGAAGAUCUGUCUGGUGUGUCUCAAUAUUGUCAGUUUUUAUUCCUUUUUACAUCUUAGUUCUAUGAUCAUUUUUUUCCGGAGUACAUAGGCUAUCAUAGCUAUACAGAUUUUUAAAGAUGAGGAUUUGAGAAACUUCCAGUGGUUUUUGUUAAAAAGCGACUUUCCUCAAUAAAAUGACAAACAUUGUUUUCACAGAUCCACAUAUCACAAAAGUAGGACAAAACGAUAGCAGACUGGUAUAUGACUGCUACAUAAGGGUCAGUAAAAGGGAUAAUCUUCACUUGUGCUUCUUUAGAGGUACUUGAAAGUCAUCUCCUAAAGUUAGUGCAUGUGAGUCUUUUUCCUUGAAUUGUGCAGGAUAAUUGGAUGGGGCACAUAUUUUGGGGGAAUAGCAAGUGAAAUGGUAUCAUGACUGCAGAGGCAAGUGAUCUUGAAAUGUAGUAAGAAGAAACAAAUUUUCUUCCUCCAUUUUCAUGUCCGACUAUUCAGGAAGUUACUAUGACAUAUCAUAGCUCUCUUGUGUUAGGCCAAGAUUGGCCAAUUGAAAUAGAGUUCUCAAAGAGUUUAAAUAUAUAGUAUAUGAGCACUUGUUCUUUCCUCCUCUUCUGUGCUAUCUUAACACCCUUUCUAUAUCUGAAAUAAUUCAUUCAUCCAAUUUGCUUUGUGACCAGCUUUAACUGCAGUUUUAGGCUAAUAGCAACCAUAGAGACUGAUACAAAACAGCCUUGAAAUACAUUUUUCAAAUGACACCUAAAAGCACCUACCCAACUUAGAACUGAACUGAAUUUCUAUGAAAAAAAGUUAUUGGUUUUAAAUGCUAAUUAUGUUAAAACUAUUUAAUUCUAAAAACUAGGUCUUAAACAAGUUUCCAAAGUUUCAUUUUUGGAGGAUAUUCCUAAAAAAAAAGAAAAGAAAAGAAAAAAAAAAAGGGCAUACUGAAUAGAUGGGAAAGUAUAAAAUAAUUCUAACAGAAUUAUUCAGUAUUAUUCAACAUUUAAUUUCAUGUUUGUUAUUGUACCACAAAGAUAGUGUCAUUCUUGGAUUAAAAUGUUGGACUUUUUGUUGAUGUACUUAAAACUGUAACCAGUGAUAACACCCUUAGUAUUUUUUAUUAUAGAUUAUAUUUUAUUUCAAUAAACUUUGAUAUUUAGACCAAA
Canis lupus familiaris (dog) is the source of this 8301-nucleotide messenger RNA. RefSeq names its product MINDY lysine 48 deubiquitinase 2 (gene MINDY2). The transcript is spliced from 9 exons. Bases 1 to 1905 code for a protein of 634 amino acids. Gene Ontology annotation, cellular component: cytosol; cell periphery. The record is from RefSeq and is a predicted model, not a curated record. NCBI's taxonomy places the organism in Eukaryota, Metazoa, Chordata, Mammalia, Carnivora, Canidae. Gene Ontology annotation, molecular function: cysteine-type carboxypeptidase activity; K48-linked deubiquitinase activity; cysteine-type deubiquitinase activity. Gene Ontology annotation, biological process: protein K48-linked deubiquitination.